AUGCGAUCGCUGUUGCUAAUUUUUGGUCUAUUCGUGGUCGCCGCGGCGAAACAUGAGUCGAAAUUUCGAGAAACGUGCGAGCGAGAUGCGCAGAUCGGUGCCGAGACGCUGGAGAGGUCGUGGCGGGCGAUAAUGCGCGAGGCCUCGGAGCGAAGGGACGUUUUGAGGGCCCGUUUAAUGGAAAAUAUCGUAAAGCGUGCUCAACAAGAAGUUGGUGACUACCCGACGAAUUGUCCGGCUCCAACUUGCCCGCCCCCCAAUGCGACGAUAUUCCCGCCGGGUCCCACCAAGGGCACCCCUCGACCACCUUCAACAAUUGCCCCUGGCGCUCAGCCGACGGACGGAUCUUCGGCAUCACCUUCGGCCAUUCCAUUGGAAGCUGAAGAGAUGGAAGAAUCGCAACCUGGAGAUGUUCCAGCCACCUUCUUCACCACCGACGAGCAAGCCGACCCAUUCUUCAUUUACAUCGAUGGGCUGCGGAAAUCCCUCUCCGACUCGGCGGCGUGCCACCUCGAUGGCCCAUUCACCGAUAUGAAUCAAAUCACGUGGGAGCAGUUGUAUGGUUUCUCCGCCCAGCUCGCCACCGUCCAUCCGGGCCCCUUCUGCAACCUUUGCGAGCGGUUCGCCGGCGAGGUGGAGAAGCGCCUCAAGCCGAACUGGGUCAAGCACUCCAGAGAAGAGCGAUUCCUGAUCGAGACGAUCCUCACCUAUCUGCCCUCACCGCGUCACCUCUGCGCCACCAUCGCCCCCGGAUGCACUGAUGCGCUGGUGCUCGCGAAAAAUGCCACCGACAUCGGGCCGGCCGUUCGCUGCAUGGAAUGCACGCUUUGUCAGUCGGGGCUCAAUUGGCUAUUCCACCAAGUGCUGCUCGACAAGCAAGCCAUUGAGCAGUCGGUUGUGUGGUUCAGAAACUCGUUUGCCUAUUCCGCAUGUGCCGAUUUUUGCCCGCUUGCCAACGAGAUUCAGCUGGGCAGCCAGUGCUUCACGAUGGAUCGAUGCCAAGACUACCUCGUGCGGAUGUACCGAGAUAUCGUAGAUGCUCUCAUCGUUCUGUUGAGACCCGAGCGAUUUUGUGUUUUGACUCUGAAAUGGUGCGACCUCGGCGAGCAGCCGAAUAUUAUGCAUUGUUUGCGGGAAUUGUGUGAAGAGGAGCUGGGUAACACGGCGCAUCUCGGCUGGAUUUGCGCGUUGAUCCCGGAUCGACCAAAGGAGGCCGAUAAAUUUUUGAAUAUUCAGGAGACAAAGAUGGAGAAAGGAAUGAAAGACUACCACUACGCGUACUAUGAAAAUUUUGGAAAAGAUGAAUUG
Messenger RNA from Mesorhabditis spiculigera, 1308 nucleotides. The record is from the annotation of a GenBank genome assembly. NCBI's taxonomy places the organism in Eukaryota, Metazoa, Nematoda, Chromadorea, Rhabditida, Rhabditidae.